Funneliformis caledonium is the source of this 528-nucleotide messenger RNA. NCBI's taxonomy places the organism in Eukaryota, Fungi, Glomeromycota, Glomeromycetes, Glomerales, Glomeraceae. The record is from the annotation of a GenBank genome assembly.
AUGUCAAAACUAAAGAAAUAUCAUAUUAAUAAGAAUCGUUUAAAAGCUAUUUAUACUGAUACUAAAACUAGAAAUUUAGUUGAAUGCAAAUGUACAUUACAUUAUCAUGGUAGUAGAUGGGUAGAUUCUAGAACGUUUGAUAGACAUCAACAAGAAAUAGAAUGGUUUCGAUAUAUUAUUUCCAGACAGCGUUAUUCUUUAACCUUAAGAAGCAUUAAAAAUAAUUCUGUUGUAACUGAAACAGUAUCAGCUUCAAAAAGAAAAAAAGUAAUUAAACUGGUUAAACAAAAUUACAGUUCGUAUGAAGAUACACCUAAAAUUAUUUCAGAUCUAUCAGACGAUAGGGAAGAUUAUGAAAUUCCGAUUAAUGAUGAAGAGUUUUUUACAGAGGAAGAUAAUUGUGCUUUGAGUGAAGACAGUGAAGACAAUAUUCCGUUUGAGCAAUUUACUACUCCUGAUUUCGAUGAUUUUGAUUCUGAUUUAGAACAUAGAUAUUCUAAUAUGAACAUUAAUUUCGAUAAUUCAUGA